Molecule: messenger RNA, 1365 nt
Organism: Onychomys torridus (southern grasshopper mouse)
Lineage: Eukaryota; Metazoa; Chordata; Mammalia; Rodentia; Cricetidae
Gene: Commd5
Product: COMM domain containing 5
Exons: 2
Coding region: 424-1098 (224 amino acids)
Cellular component (GO): nucleus
Source: RefSeq, a predicted model, not a curated record
CUGGUUUUAGAAGAUGGGCGUCACCGCCUGGCCCGUCUAUUUAAAAAUAUGCAAUUCGGUAGCACCAACUCCCACAAUUCUAGCGUGUGCCCCUCACGCUGGACAGUCUAGGCGCGGACAGCCGCAGCUCAGAGUCCAAUCCCGGAAGAUGAUCUGACUUCUGCUUCCUCUUCCCUUAAACCCAAGCGUCAGAAGACAACUUCAGAUCCGCGACGCCCUCCGGCGCGUGCGCGCGACUCCGGGGACCAUAGAGGGCCUCUAUCGCUCUAUCCUAGAGCGGCCCGGAAGUGUCUCUGGGCCCUUCCUAAGGCCCCGCUAACUUCCUGCUGCUGCCAGCCGCUGCAAGCUACCUACCGACAGCUUCCUCCAGGCAGCUGUGGUUAGGACCUUCUCUUCGGACCGAUCAGGGAAGGGGAAGCAAGGAUGUCUGCUUUGGGGGCUGCAGCUCCAUACUUGCACCAUCCAGCUGACAGUCACAGUGGCCGGGUCAGUUUCCUGGGAGCCCAGCCAUCUCCAGAAGUGUCGGCAGUGGCCCAGCUCAUGAAGGACUUGGACAGGAGCACCUUCAGGAAGUUGCUGAAGCUUGUAGUCGGGGCCCUGCAUGGGAAAGACUGCAGAGAAGCUGUGCAGCACCUUGGUGCCAGUGCCAACCUGUCCGAGGAGCGUCUGGCCGCCCUGUUGGCAGGCACACACACGCUGCUCCGGCAGGCUCUCCGGCGACCCCCUGCCAGUCUGAAGCCAGAUGCCUUCCAGGACGAGCUCCAGGAGCUUGGCAUUCCUCAAGAUAUGAUUGGAGAUUUGGCCAGUUUGGCAUUUGGGAGUCAGCGUCCUCUUCUCGACUCUGUCGCCCAACAACAGGGGUCCUGGCUGCCCCACAUGUCUAACUUCCGGUGGCGGGUGGAUGUGGCCAUCUCCACCAGUGCUCAGACCCGCUCCCUGCAACCGAGUGUUCUCAUGCAGCUAAAGCUCACAGAUGGAUCUGCACACCGCUUCGAGGUACCCAUAGCCAAAUUCCAGGAGCUGCGGUACAGUGUAGCCUUGCUCCUUAAGGAGAUGGCCGAACUGGAGAAAAAGUGUGAGCGCAAACUGCAGGACUGAACGCUGGUAUUGUGGAUGCCGGAACUGGUACCAGAGCUCACAGCCCCACAGGUCAUGAGGCCAACUCAAUUGAGGGCCUGCAUGUAAGGAUGUAUUUUGUUUAAGGAAAAAGACAACUGUGACUUUGGGGUUGGUUUUGUUUUUAUGAGUGAACUAUGGAUGUAGUGACACAAUUUAUAAUCUCAGCUCUUGGAAGGCUGAGGCUGGAGCAUGGUAAUUUUAAGGUAAUUAUAAGAAGUAAAGAACUAUUAAAAACACGUUCUUCUC